Messenger RNA from Glycine soja, 978 nucleotides. Its product is annotated as vesicle-associated protein 4-2-like. The record is from RefSeq and is a predicted model, not a curated record. Gene Ontology annotation, cellular component: plasma membrane; endoplasmic reticulum membrane. Lineage: Eukaryota; Viridiplantae; Streptophyta; Magnoliopsida; Fabales; Fabaceae. The coding region runs from base 232 to 660 and encodes 142 amino acids. The transcript is spliced from 7 exons. Gene Ontology annotation, biological process: endoplasmic reticulum membrane organization.
AGGCAAAGUCUGGAAUUUGUUCAAGCUUCGCUUUCUCACACCUCCAACUCUGUUUCUUCCCUUGCCAGAUCGCUCCUCCCCGCACCUCGUCGUCUUAAGCUUCAUCCUUCCAACAAGCUCUACUUCCCUUGUGAGCCGGGCAAGCAGGCUAAGAGUGCCGUCAGGAUUAAAAACACCAGCAAAUCCAAUGUAGCUUUCAAGUUUCAAACAAAUGCACCCAAGAGCUGUUUCAUGCGACCUCCUGGGGGAAUUCUAGCACCUGGCGAGAGUAUAAUUGCAACUGUGUUCAAGUUUAUAGAGCAUCCACUGAAUAAUGAAAAGCCACAAAAAACUGGAGUCAAAUUUAAAAUCACGAGCUUGAAGGUCAAAGGACCAAUUGAUUAUGUCCCUGAAAUGUUUGAUGAGCUGAAGGAUCAAGUAACAGUGGAGCAGAUUUUGCAGGUUGUUUUUCUGGAUCCAGAGCGUAGCUGUCCUGCUUUGGAAAAACUGAAGCUUCAGCUGGCUGAGGCUGAUGCUGCUGUUGUUGAGGCACGUAAGAGAGCCCCAGAAGAUGCAGGUCCUAAGAUUCUCGGCGAAGGGCUUGUCAUAGAUGAAUGGAAAGAGAGGAGGGAAAGAUACCUGGCCAAGCAGCAGGGUGAAGUAGUAGUGGACUCUAUAUAGCUAAGUUUGAGUAGGAAAUUGCGUUACUGCGGGGAAGAUGACUUUAGGGAAACAAUUAUAUUUAAUCACAAAGUUUGGCUUAGAGAAAAUUGUGGUGAAUAAGUGUGAAGUCUCCUUUUGAGGAAACUAUGAUUGGAUGAGAACAUCCCCUGUUAUGUACAUAAGUGUCAGUGUCAUUUGGUUUCAUGGAAUGAUAUUUUGACGGAUGAUUUGCUGUCAUGGCAUGGUUUCAUGUCAAAUGAUAAUUGUUGAGAUUUUCAUCCAGAAAAAGGGUUGAUUCAUGAUAUACAAGACAAAAAUCUUAAGCAUGGUGUGAAA